GUCAGUAUUUCGCCAAACCUCCAGGCGCCAUCAGUGAGUGAACCGUUACGCAGCUGGUCCACCGAGGGCGGAGAACAAGCGGCUAUGCCCAGGGAUCCUGCACGCAUGCGUGGAGCUGAACCGUCAGCGUGCGUGUGACGUCACCUGCGCGCCCGCCUAAACUCUUCCUAGGGUUCUUUCUAGAGUACGGCAAGUUGUCAAAUUCCCUAGUUGAAUUUGCUUUGGACAUCAGUGUGAAGCAGAACUGAUAUGCCACUUGAAUUAAUAAAGGAAGUCAAUGGGGUGCCUGAAGUUCAGCCACUGAGUAAAUUACAUAAAGUAGAUUUCGGAUCCCUACAGCCAGGUUACAAUUAUAGCAAGAAAUAUAUUCAGGGAAAACUUUCACUUAUCUCUUCUUUAACUUAUCGUGGAAAUAAAACAGCUGUUUUGCAGAUUGGACUACAAGGACACCAUUGCAGUGGCUAGAUUUAUUGUUUUUUUAGCUUCUUCAUCUACAAGCAGAGAUGGUAAACCUUGCAUAUUUUUGAAAGCAUUUGAAGACCUCAAAUCAACUGUUUAUGUUUAUGUCAAAUCUUUAAGAGAUUUUUCUACAGAAUCAAUGUCUUUGGUUCCAGCAACAAAUUAUAUAUAUACACCCCUGAAUCAACUUAAGGGUGGUACAAUUGUCAAUGUCUAUGGUGUUGUGAAGUUCUUUAAGCCCCCAUAUCUAAGCAAAGGAACUGAUUAUUGCUCAGUUGUAACAAUUGUGGACCAGACAAAUGUAAAACUAACUUGCCUGCUCUUUAGUGGAAACUAUGAAGCCCUUCCAAUAAUUUAUAAAAAUGGAGAUAUUGUUCGCUUUCACAGGCUGAAGAUUCAAGUAUAUAAAAAGGAGACUCAGGGUAUCACCAGCUCUGGCUUUGCAUCUUUGACGUUUGAGGGAACUUUGGGAGCCCCUAUCAUACCUCGCACUUCAAGCAAGUAUUUUAACUUCACUACUGAGGACCACAAAAUGGUAGAAGCCUUACGUGUUUGGGCAUCUACUCAUAUGUCACCGUCUUGGACAUUACUAAAAUUGUGUGAUGUUCAGCCAAUGCAGUAUUUUGACCUGACUUGUCAGCUCUUGGGCAAAGCAGAAGUGGACGGAGCAUCAUUUCUUCUAAAGGUAUGGGAUGGCACCAGAACACCAUUUCCAUCUUGGAGAGUCUUAAUACAAGACCUUGUUCUUGAAGGUGAUUUAAGUCACAUCCAUCGGCUACAAAAUCUGACAAUAGACAUUUUAGUCUACGAUAACCAUGUUCAUGUGGCAAGAUCUCUGAAGGUUGGAAGCUUUCUUAGAAUCUAUAGCCUUCAUACCAAACUUCAAUCAAUGAAUUCAGAGAAUCAGACAAUGUUAAGUUUAGAGUUUCAUCUUCAUGGAGGUACCAGUUAUGGUCGGGGAAUCAGGGUCUUGCCAGAAAGUAACUCUGAUGUGGAUCAACUGAAAAAGGAUUUAGAAUCUGCAAAUUUGACAGCCAAUCAGCAUUCAGAUGUUAUCUGUCAAUCAGAACCCGACGACAGCUUUCCAAGCUCUGGAUCAGUAUCAUUAUACGAGGUAGAAAGAUGUCAACAGCUAUCUGCUACAAUACUUACAGAUCAUCAGUAUUUGGAGAGGACACCACUAUGUGCCAUUUUGAAACAAAAAGCUCCUCAACAAUACCGCAUCCGAGCAAAAUUGAGGUCGUAUAAGCCCAGAAGACUAUUUCAGUCUGUUAAACUUCAUUGCCCUAAAUGUCAUUUACUGCAAGAAGUUCCACAUGAGGGCGAUUUGGAUAUAAUUUUUCAGGAUGGUGCAACUAAAACCCCAGAUGUCAAGCUACAAAAUACACCAUUAUAUGAUUCAAAAAUCUGGACCACUAAAAAUCAAAAAGGACGAAAAGUAGCAGUUCAUUUUGUGAAAAAUAAUGGUAUUCUCCCACUUUCAAAUGAAUGUCUACUUUUGAUAGAAGGAGGUACACUCAGUGAAAUUUGCAAACUCUCGAACAAGUUUAAUAGUGUAAUUCCUGUGAGAUCUGGCCACGAAGACCUGGAACUUUUGGACCUUUCAGCACCAUUUCUUAUACAAGGAACAAUACAUCACUAUGGAUGUAAACAGUGUUCUAGUUUGAGAUCCAUACAAAAUCUAAAUUCCCUGGUUGAUAAAACAUCGUGGAUUCCUUCUUCUGUGGCAGAAGUACUGGGUAUUGUACCCCUCCAAUAUGUGUUUGUUAUGACCUUUACACUUGAUGAUGGAACAGGAGUACUAGAAGCCUAUCUCAUGGAUUCUGACAAAUUCUUCCAGAUUCCAGCAUCAGAAGUUCUAAUGGAUGAUGACCUUCAGAAAAGUAUGGAUAUGAUCAUGGAUAUGUUUUGUCCUCCAGGAAUAAAAAUUGAUGCAUAUCCGUGGUUGGAAUGCUUCAUCAAGUCAUACAAUGUCACAAAUGGAACAGAUAAUCAAAUUUGCUAUCAGAUUUUUGACACCACAGUUGCAGAAGAUGUAAUCUAAUAUUGCCAUCCAAUUUAGCAUACAUAAAAUGUUGCCACUCACCUUCCCUGUUUGAGCUUCUUUUCCUGCCCUGAGUUUUGUAUCAGCAAAGUUGAUGAUGUUAGCAUGGGUAUGCGAUUAGAAAAUGUCCUUACCUUAAAUCUCUUGGCUUUUACUGGGUGCAAGGUAAAUAAUGGCUAUGGAUUUUGUUUUGCUUUCUGUUUUGCUUUUGUACAAAGAGACCUGCUUAAACAAGUACUGCUGAGAUAAGUGUUUGUCUGAUCAAGCUACAGUGUACUUUAAGUAGAAAUGGCGAAGUUGCUUUGUUGGGGUGCUGAUACUGAUGAUUUUAGGAUAAAUUCAUUUCUUUAAACUUGUAAUACAUGGUUUUAUUGCUUGUUUCUCUCCAGGAUAGUAGAGAUUUCUCUAUUUCACCUCAACCUAAUAAAAGUGGUCAGAUUUAUAAUGUUAA
Pan troglodytes (chimpanzee) is the source of this 2954-nucleotide messenger RNA. RefSeq names its product protection of telomeres 1 (gene POT1). The record is from RefSeq and is a predicted model, not a curated record. The transcript has 19 exons. Gene Ontology annotation, cellular component: chromosome, telomeric region; nuclear telomere cap complex. Lineage: Eukaryota; Metazoa; Chordata; Mammalia; Primates; Hominidae. Gene Ontology annotation, molecular function: telomerase inhibitor activity; G-rich strand telomeric DNA binding. Gene Ontology annotation, biological process: telomere capping; regulation of telomere maintenance via telomerase. The coding region runs from base 599 to 2503 and encodes 634 amino acids.